CUGCGGCGCUGGGGGGACAUGGGGGAGUUCUGCGAGGGGGCGUAUCCCCUGGUCCCCGAGCACCUAGAGGUCCGCUCCCUUCUGAACCCCGAGAAGCCCGGACUGCCCCAGGGCUACGCUCACAUGUGGAUCGACAUGUUCCCUGUGGACGUGCCCGCUCGUCCGCCCGUCAACAUCAAGCCCCGCCUCCCCAUAAGCUACGAGCUGCGUGUGAUCAUAUGGAACACGGAUGACGUGGUGCUGGACGAUGUCAACCCCUUCACCGGAGAGCUGUCUAGUGACAUUUACGUAAAAGGCUGGAUCAAAGGUUUGGAUGGGCAGCGUCAAGAGACGGACGUCCACUUCAACUCCCUGACCGGGGAGGGCAACUUCAACUGGCGCUUCGUUUUCCGCUUUGACUACCUGCCCACGGAGAAGGAGAUCACCUACAAGAAGAAGGAGUCCCUGUUCUCCCUGGAGGCGUCCGAAUUCCGCCAGCCCGCCGUCCUGGUGCUGCAGGUCUGGGACUACGACCGCAUCGGAGCCAACGACUUCCUGGGGUCCAUAGAGCUGCGUCUGAACGACAUGGUCCGGGCGGCCAAGACCUCGGGCCAGUGCAACGUGCGGAUGGCGAAGGACCGCGCCACGCCCCGCUUCUCCAUCUUCCGCAGCAAGCGCAUGAAGGGCUGGUGGCCCCUGAUCAAGCUCAAGAGCCAGGAGGACAUCGAGCGGGAGGAGCGCGAGGCCGAGGAGGCCAAGAAGAACAAGAACAAGAAGAAGAAGAAGAAGAGCAAGCGCAGCCAGAUGAAGCCGGAGGACCUGCAGUUCGUGGACGCCAGCGGGAACACUUAUCUCCUGAUGGGGAAGGUGGAGGCCGAGUUCCAGCUGGUGAUGGCUGAGGAGGCGGACAACAACCCCGUGGGCCUGGCGCGCAAAGAGCCCGAACCACUAGACAAACCCAAUCGUCCCAAGACCUCUUUCAACUGGUUCGUGAACCCGAUGAAAACCUUCAUCUUCUUCAUCUGGAAGAAAUACAAGAAGUACAUCAUCGCCCUGUUGGUGCUGGCGCUCUUGACCAUGUUCCUCGUCCUCAUCCUGUACACACUUCCUGGCCAGAUCAGCCAGCUGAUCGUCAACGGAUGAUCCUCGAGGGCAGCUGCUCUUUCAUUAUCUUUCUUUUUCAUUUUCACUCACUUCUUAAAUCUGCCUCUGGACAGUAGGUCAGCUGCGGUUCCUCGAUCAGAGAGCCUGCCAAAAUCCCCGGAGCACAAAAAGCAACAAUCAAACUUUUUUGCGUUCCUUUUCCAUGUGUUCUUACUGUGUAGUCGUUAUGAACAAAAGUGCAGGUUAUACAAAAUGUAUGUACUGGAAUCAUGCUGAGGUUCACUGUAUAGUUAUCGCUUUUUUAUUUGGUUUAUUAUAAUUGCUAAUGUAUUAAAAACUAACUAGGAAUAUUGGAAAUCUGCGCUGAAAGUCACUUGCAUUGUUAUUACAGACCCAUAGCGGUCUUUCUUGAGAAAUGACACAAUCUCGCGUUGUCGAGUAACGUGUAAAUGUAUUUCAAGGCAUCGUUUGACAAGUGCUGUGUGAUAACAGCAGAACAAGUGCAUACGGCUAUGUGCACUGUCAUGGUUGUUAUCAAAGCUUAUUAGCCUGUGUGAUUGGAUUUGUUGCCAUAUUAAUGUAAUCAUCUGAGGUGCAGGUGUUAAAUUUUAAGGAAACGUUUCUUCAGGAGAGGUAUAUCCUACAUGCCUAAAAUAUAUGUAUACACAAAACUCAUCCAUGUUCUUUUCUGUUCAGAGUAGUUUUAUACGAAAUAUGAAAUAUUUACAAAGACAUUAAAGGCAACUCAGUGAAAAGACUAUACAUGGUGAUCACUGUUUAAUUUUGUUUUAUUUUUGGAUGAUUAAUCAGUCCAAUAACAAAAAAUACUAUAAACUUAUUUUAUGAUUAAAUGCACCACACAUUGUGCACCUGCACUUUUGAAUGAAAGUGUGAGACCUGGGUCAAAUACCUAUUUGUUCUGGAUUCAAAUACUUUUCUACGCUUUACUGAUCUUGUCUGGUGUAUUGGAACCAAUGAAAUACUCUCAAAAAGUGCAAACCCCGCCUUCCGGUCAUAUUGACAGGCUCAGUUACACCAGGCAAGAUCAACAGAGCACAGAAAAGUAUUUGCAACCAAAACAAAUACAUAUUUGGCCCUGGUCUGGCUAACUGCGCUGCCGCUACAAAGGUCCUAUCCAGAACAUUAAUCUACAGAUGGCGAUUAAUCACAAUUUGUCUCUUUCCCUCACGUCAGUCUAUACAUGUGAAAGUCUGAUUUUACUCAGUGUACCUUCUCCAAGUUUUGGUCCAGUAUUUCUCUUGUUUUACACUUAUUGACCCAGUAUCAAGAACACAUCGUCCAAUCCCAGGUAUAUGUUGCUGAAGUCUUGCUGCAUGCACAGCUAGCAACCAAUUACAGAAAGCCAUUAUUGCCAGUUCUGUCACCUCACAGGUCAAGAAAAAGAAAUCCAUUU
Messenger RNA from Anguilla rostrata (American eel), 2497 nucleotides. RefSeq names its product fer-1-like protein 4. Lineage: Eukaryota; Metazoa; Chordata; Actinopteri; Anguilliformes; Anguillidae. The record is from RefSeq and is a predicted model, not a curated record. Gene Ontology annotation, biological process: plasma membrane organization. Bases 19 to 1122 code for a protein of 367 amino acids. The transcript has 7 exons.